GCGCGCCGCCAGCUCAGCACUCACUCAGCAGCACAGUCACAGUAGGCAGGCGGCAGUCGGCGCGAGCUGUGCAAGCUCGUUGGACGUGUCGCGUGUGCGUGUGCUGCGUCUCAUUCGCAGCGACGGAGCAGCAAGUGCUGCCGCGCCCUUCCUGUUGUAUCCGACCCAUUGUAUUCACCGGCGAUUCUUUAACCCACACGCACCUUCUCAGCUUCUUCGCUACACUUGCUCGAUGGAGCCUGUGCCUGGGACGCCCUGCUUCAAUGUGGUGCGAGAUGGGGUGCAGGGGAGGUGCGGAGUUGCAACGCGCCGCAUUCUCGCCGGGUCAGUUAUCGUGAGCGAGGCGCCUCUGGUGAUUGCACCCAGCGCGCCGAGCAAGGAUGGUUGCGUGACAUGCCUCGGCUGCUGCAUUGUCGUCGCUGAGUCCAGGCGCAGGCUGUGUGCAGGUUGCAAUGGGCCUCUCUGCAGCACUGGCUGUGAGCAAAGCCCGUUUCAUCUCGACGAGUGCAAAGCGAUGCGCCAUUCAGGAUCUCGCUUCAACCCUUCCUUCUCGCCCACCGAGUACACUUUACUGGGAUUCCUGAGGGUGCUGCUGCUGCGUGGAGAAGAGGCGCAGCGCUGCCGUCAGCUCGAGUCUCACAAGGACAAAAUGAGAGCGGACCCCAAGAUCCGCUGGCAGAUGGACGUACUGGCUGUGCAGCUUCUGCCUUGCAUAGCAGCUUUUUCCCUGGAACAACGCUGCUGGGCCUUUGGAGUCAUGGAAACCAACUGCUUUUCGUACAGUGAGCGCCUAAGCGGGCGGAAGGCCUUGGUUCUCAUGGACAGGAUCUCCAUGUUCGGACACUCCUGCGUGUGCAACGCGUUCGGCAACUGCUACUUUCUACCCGAGGGGGCGACAGGGCCGACCGCCCUGCUGGGCUUGCGGAAGGUGCUGGUGGCAGCCACAGACAUAGAGCCAGGAGAGGCCAUCACCGUCAACUAUACCCAUCCUCAUUUACCCACGCCAAAGCGACGCGCCGAGCUGCUUCAGACGAAGUUCUUUAGGUGUCGCUGCCGCCGCUGUGAGGACCCCGCUGAACUCGGGCUGCACUCUGGCGCCCUCUGCUGUGAGGCCUGCAUGGGCCGCGCGCAGAUGCAGUUGCCUGUUCCUCGUCGCCCAGAAGACCCACCAACAUCAUGGAGAUGCCCAACAUGCAGCCAACCUAUGGAUCGGUCUGUCCAAGCUUCUAUGUGGGUGUUCGACCAGCUCGAGUCAGCAGUAUUCGCUGGCCAGACGCGAGGUGAUAUUGGGGCGCUGGAGGCGUUCUUGCACGACCACGUCUACCCGCGCGGCCGCCUGCACCCUACCCACGAACUUGUUUUGGAUGCCAAGUACGCGCUCGUGACGCAGAUGUACGGCCAUCUGCCGGGAUUUAACGUGCAAGAUCUGAGCGGCAAGCAGCUCAAUCUAGUCAGUGGUCACUGCCGUGACUAUCUGCAAGCGGCGGCUAUUGCGGAGCCUGGUUACUGUCUUCGAAUGGCUCGUGUCAAUGUGAUGCUGAACCGCGCCCUUGUAGAGAUUGUGAAGCGGACUGCUAAAUUACCUCCCGCUCAGCUGGCUCUGGCAAGGAUGGAAGAAGCGGAAAGAUGCCUCCAGCUGGUUGAUGUAGCCUUUCGCUACAGCACCGAUGAGAAGCCUCUGUUGUCGGAGCUUCGGCAUCAAACAGAAUACGUUCGAACCAUGCUGGAUUUGCUGCCUAUCCUCACGAUUUCCUAAACAUGAUUCUACUUUGAUUUGAAAAAACUGUUCUACAUUUUAGACAGAAAAUUAAAUGGUUUAAAUGUG
Molecule: messenger RNA, 1825 nt
Organism: Frankliniella occidentalis (western flower thrips)
Lineage: Eukaryota; Metazoa; Arthropoda; Insecta; Thysanoptera; Thripidae
Product: SET domain-containing protein SmydA-8-like
Exons: 8
Coding region: 233-1756 (507 amino acids)
Molecular function (GO): protein binding
Source: RefSeq, a predicted model, not a curated record